Haplochromis burtoni (Burton's mouthbrooder) is the source of this 1105-nucleotide messenger RNA. Its product is annotated as ependymin. Gene Ontology annotation, molecular function: calcium ion binding. Lineage: Eukaryota; Metazoa; Chordata; Actinopteri; Cichliformes; Cichlidae. Gene Ontology annotation, cellular component: extracellular region; lysosome. The record is from RefSeq and is a predicted model, not a curated record. Gene Ontology annotation, biological process: cell-matrix adhesion. Bases 16 to 753 code for a protein of 245 amino acids. The transcript is spliced from 6 exons.
UGUUAGCAGAUUUAUAUGGAAGUGUUUCCUGAACCAGAGCGCUCACAGAUUCUCCUGGUCCGGCGACUCUGCAACUUUCUCACCAUGAGCUUCAUCAGUGUGCUGUCCUGCCUGAGCCUCUUGCUGGCAGUGGGUGUCGCCCAAUACCCCAAACCCUGUGUCGUUCCAGAGCUGCUGAGUGGAGGGCUCACUGUGAUGACUGGCGAUGGACUCAUCUCCUCAACGGGAUUAAUAACCUAUGAUGCUUUGGGACAGAGGAUGCGAGUUAAAAACUUUGGAAUUGGUGACAAUCAGGACUUUGCUCUGGACCAGCUGAUGCUUUUUAGAGAGGGGGUCUAUUACGAGUCCAACUGGAAAACACUCUCUUGCAAGAAGAUGAAGCUGGAUUCCUCCUUCAUUCCCAUGCAAGUUCCCCCUGAUGCUAAACUGAUGGGUCAGGUGUUCAUGGGCUCCUCCUCCUCUUGGGGAAUGGGUGUGCUAACCAACACCUGGUAUGGCAGUCUUUCAGAAAAUGGCUUUUAUUCAACUGUCUUUACUGAGAUCGGCUGCAUCCCUGUGUCCUUCACAAGCUAUACUCCACAAUCUGGGUGGCUCACUGUCAGCACCUUCAACUGGGUAAUUGGCACCUCAAACCCUAUGGACUACUUGCCUCCUGAUUUCUGUGCCAACUCUGAACUGGAGGAAACAGAAACACCACAUAAUUUCUUCACUGUCAUGGAGUCUCUGGCCAUGAAGAGCAAGAGAAUAGAGUAAACAUCUUGAGCAUCUUGAGCAAGAUAAUUACAGAUAAUUACAAAUCCUGUCCCUCAGCAGAAAUCCAUAUUUGACCUGAAUGAUUCAGUCAUCAUCAUGAGAUGAUCACUGGAUCAUCAUGUCAUUUUAAAGUUACAUUAACAUGACAUCCAGCAGAGUUGUCAUCUGCAAUUCACAGACCUUACCUUUGGAUUGUAGGUAGAAAAUGUAAAUUAAAAAAAUCUAUAUUAUUAGAGUGAGAACUACAGAUACGCAGUCAACACUACAUAAAGGAGACCUUCAAAUAACAGAUUUCAGAUUUGCUUUGUCUUCUGUCUUUGUCAUUAUGUCAAUAAAAUUAUUUGCACUUAAA